AUGGAGAACCUCCUCAGCCUCGCGUUCGACGGCCUCUCCUCCUACGACGGUCCCAAGAUCCGCAAGGGUCUGCGCCAAGUCGAGGGUCUCCUCGCCCAAAUCUGCCUCUCAGCACCGGCCAAAUCGAGGUCACCCACAACAGACGACGAUGCGUCCCAUAACAGCGGAAAGUCUCUAGCAGACUUGUCAGAUGACCCGGCCUUCCGCGAAUUCUUCAAGCUGCAAGAAGGAUUCGAGUGGAACGUUGCCUUGCGCCUUAUCAACACUCUUGACCGCCUGAUGGGCAAGGGCACCGAUGGACAGAAUGACCUCCUCAUUCUCAGCUCGCUGGAUCUGAUCCAGGGCGUCUUAUUACUACAUCCGCCCAGCAAAGCCCUCUUCUCACGAGAGCAGAACAUGAACCUCCUCCUCGACCUCCUCGAACCCGUAAACUGUCCCGCGAUCCAGUCCGCCACCCUCCUGACCCUCGUCACCGCCCUCAUUGACACCCCGACAAACACUCGAACCUUUGAAGCCCUCGACGGCCUCCUCACCGUCACCUCCCUCUUCAAAUCCCGCUCCACCGCUCGCGAGGUCAAGCUCAAGCUCGUCGAGUUCCUCUACUUUUACCUCAUGCCCGAGGUUCCCUCCAUCCCCCGCGCCGACGUCCGCUCCUCUGUCCCAGCCAUCCACCAGCGCAGCCCAAGCAAGCUCGCCGGCGCCUUUGGCAGCGCAGCUUCCACGCCCGCCUCCACCGAAUCAGGCCGGAGCCGCGCCGGUAGCGAAUCCGCCGACACCAUGACGACCGAGGAGAAGCAGGAGCUGCUGGGCCGCCACCUGAGCAAUGUCGAGGAUCUCGUUAGGGACCUGCGGACGUGCACGCCCUUUGGCGGUGUCGUGUGCUAG
This is a messenger RNA of Colletotrichum fioriniae, 885 nucleotides long. RefSeq lists its product as uncharacterized. Lineage: Eukaryota; Fungi; Ascomycota; Sordariomycetes; Glomerellales; Glomerellaceae. The record is from RefSeq and is a predicted model, not a curated record.